Eurytemora carolleeae is the source of this 1165-nucleotide messenger RNA. RefSeq names its product thioredoxin, mitochondrial. The transcript is spliced from 6 exons. Gene Ontology annotation, molecular function: oxidoreductase activity. NCBI's taxonomy places the organism in Eukaryota, Metazoa, Arthropoda, Copepoda, Calanoida, Temoridae. Bases 435 to 839 code for a protein of 134 amino acids. The record is from RefSeq and is a predicted model, not a curated record. Gene Ontology annotation, cellular component: cytoplasm.
UUUUUUGUUGAAAUCUUGCGGAUCCAACGGAUCCGGAUCCUAAGCACUGCCUCCGGCAAUACACAACAUGGAUUUCUUAGACCACUAUUUACGAUAUAAAAUAUCGUUUGUUUCAGGCCAGGAUCUAAAGAGACUGAUGAAACGGUAGAUUUAGACAAUCCCAACAAUGCUAGGGACCCUUUUACUAACUUUAAGUACAUAGACGGGGAUCCCUUCUUGAACGAUCCACUUAGAGAAGACUGGUCCCACCGUCAAAGCAAUUCUGAUGAUCCGUUUUUAUUGAAAGAUCCGUGAAUCUAAAAUUGGGUUCAAAUUUAAAUUUACAGCUCCAUCUGAUGGAAUGAGUACAGACCGGCAUCAUGGCUCAAAUUUGCUCACGAGUUCAACGUUAGGCUUUAACUAUUUCAGCUGAAAAGCCUUGAUUUGAAAGAAAAAUGUUGAGCACACACCUGUUGAGAUUGACAUGCAGAGCUGUCCCGGCGCGCGCGCACCUUUCACUGAGCGCGCUCAAACCAGCUGUUUAUGCCAUUCAGAGUGAAGAAGAGUUUAAGAGUAAAGUGCUUGGUGGAAGUAAACCUGUAGUAGUGGAUUUCAGCGCUACCUGGUGUGGACCUUGCAAGAUGCUUACUCCCAGACUUGAAGCAGCAGUAGCAGCUACUGAAGAUGCUGUUGAUCUAGCUAUAGUGGAUAUUGAUGAUUUUUCAGAUCUUGCUUUAGAGCACGACGUGAGCGCAGUUCCUACUGUCAUUGGAGUUAAGAAUGGAGCGAUCGUUGAUCGUUUUGUUGGUCUGAUCGACGAAGAUCGUUUGGGAUCGUUCAUCGGGAAACUUAAGGAAUAAAUGCGGAUGUCUGUCAAGAAAUUAGCAGUACUCUUCUGUACUGUACUAUAUCAUACACCUGUAAAAUUGUACAUUGUACAAUGUACAUAAAAUCUAAAUGAAGUACAUUGCACAGUUUUAGUCUAGAAUUUCUAAAAUUGACAGUGAACAUAAAUAGUUAUUACUCAAAUUUGCAUAUUUCAAAAUUUGCAAUGUUCUUAUUUUUUAAUUAUUGAUUUAAAAUAUUACAUAUAAUUGUAGACUGGCAUUUUAAUUUCACAAUAAGUUUAAAUAAGUUGAAUCUUAAAUGUUAUUGUUUAGGCCUAGCAACUUGUUAACUUGGCGUA